Molecule: messenger RNA, 3018 nt
Organism: Carassius auratus (goldfish)
Lineage: Eukaryota; Metazoa; Chordata; Actinopteri; Cypriniformes; Cyprinidae
Product: store-operated calcium entry regulator STIMATE
Exons: 8
Coding region: 454-1293 (279 amino acids)
Cellular component (GO): membrane
Source: RefSeq, a predicted model, not a curated record
UUAGUUCAGUCAGUUCAGUGGAGCUGGUAAACACGUCCUCUCUGCCUGUCGAGUCGCUGUCGCGCGAACUACCGCGUCGUUUCAUCCUACUUUCGGUGUGUUUGGCUUCCCAUAUUCUGGCGAUAAGGAUAAAGGGCUGCAGGAGAUUUCAGCAGCAGGAGGUGACGUCAACAAGCCGCUUUCCCCCUUGUUGACUCAAUAACAAGAAAGGAGGAAAGAAAGUGACCUGAAAGAAAUGCUUUAUCUCAUGCCACAUCGCUCAAUUUCAACGCAACUUCAACAGCUCCAGUGUUUUACAUGCGGUCUCUCGGUUCAUCGGUCUGUCGUACAAAUUUCUUUGUUUUCUGGUCAGUUAAGUUAAACGGAAAAUCUGUUUAACGUUGGUCGUCUGCGCGAAGAUUUCUUUUCCACUAAGGAUCUUAUGACUCACUUUUGGAUUUUUACACGUAGAACAUGUUAGUUUUGUGGAGGAGCAGCAGUAAUAUGAGUGAUCUGGUGGGUCCGGAGUAUCAGGGUUGCGUGGACGGAUCUCUGAUGGACGGAUUCAGUGUUUUUAUUCAGGGUCUGUUGGCUGUUCUGGCUUUCAGCACUUUAAUGUUGAAGAGGUUUCGUGAGCCUGUCGGAAUAAGAAGAUCGUGGAGGAUCUGGUUCUUUGAUACAUCUAAGCAGGCCAUUGGGGCUCUUUUUAUGCAUUUUGCCAAUAUCUUCUUGUCCACACUCACCAAUGAAGAUCCCUGUUCUCUAUAUCUGUUGAACUUCCUCUUGGAUGCCACAUUGGGAAUGCUGGUGAUCUGGAUGGGGGUGAAGCUUGUUUCCAAGAUAGUGGAGCACAGACAGCUAACACUGCUGAUGUUUGGAGAAUAUGGUGAUCCUCCUCAGAUAGCGGCCUGGUUGGCUCAGUGCUCCGUGUAUUUGCUCAUUGUUGCUCUGGAGAAAAGUGUGGUCACUCUGGUGCUGCUUGUUCCCGGUUGGACCAAUCUGGAGGAGGUGGUGCUGGACUACAUCCCAAACCCACAGCUGGAGUUGGCCAUUGUCAUGUUGAUCGUGCCUUUCAUUGUCAACUCUAUAAUGUUCUGGGUGGUGGACAGCUUAACAAUGCGGAAAUAUAAGAAAAUGACAUCUCUUGAUGGCUCACGUGACUGUCCGAAACAAGUAGAGGUUUCGUCAAACGAGAGCAAUGAUGAAGCUGAGGUGCUGCUAAAGGAAGAUGAAGAUGAUGCUAUAGUGUGUUCUGAACCAGAAGAGCACGUCUCAGCAGAAGAAGCUUUAAUACAAGUCCGUAUGGAUGUUUAGAACACAAGCGUUUAGAAGAAUACUUUCUUAAACACUAGCACUAGAUCUCUGUUCUUAAACCUAGUGUUUACUUCCUGCAAAGCCAGUUACCUUCCAAAUAAUUCCUAAGUGACUGAUUUGGAACACUCUAAUUAAGGAUAAACUUAGUGCAACACACAAAUAGAACUUUUCAUGUUAUCUAAACACUGGAGACUGGCCUCAGUUGAUUGCAAUAGAGUUUUGCGUUAGCAUUUGCUAAGCUAACAACACAAUGCUCAGUACUUGACACGAUACUAUGUAAAAUUGUCCAUUUUGAGUAAGAUUGAUAGAUGCUUUUUAUUAUUGAAUGAAAUUGAAAUGUAUUUAUUUAGCAUCAACAUUUAAUUUAUGAAAUUCGUAUGCUAGUGUGGUUUUGAACGGCGUUCUUGUUGGGAGGGUUCCAGCGAAAUAGAGCUUUUCAUGUGAGUACACUUUGGAGAGGAGACUUACAAUUGAGGGGUGUUUACAAAAAAACGAAAAACUUUUUAUGCAUUUUUACUGUUCAUAUACACCACAACAGCAUUUGGGGGGGGUUCACAAACUUUUGAAAAUGUGUUUCAUGCAAGGGUAUUAUGUUCGUUUUUGUGGAUCUACGUGAACGGGGGUUGCUUUAUCAACAUUUAUGAUCAUAAAAAUAUGAACAUGAAAUGUUCUGAUAAGAGUUGUUAAAGGGGAAAAUGCUGUCUAUGUAAGUAGCUCACUAGAUUUUGGAGCAGCUGGAAGGUUGACAACUUUAAGCAGAUGCAAGAGUGUAAUGCAAUUUGACAUGCUUUACUUUAUGCAAAACUGCAUUUUAACAUUCUUUUAUAAUUAUUAUGCAUGCAACUUGUAUUAAAUGUGUGCUCAUUUUAACAGAUACUACAUGGAAUUUUACUACAAUGAUACUACAAUGGUAUUUUUUAAAUUUCAUAUCUUUAGAAUUUCUGAAUCAAAAAUGCAAUUAAACUGCUCACCAUUUGACCAGUUACAACAUGUAUAAGUUAUAUAUUUCGCUAUAGAUUUAUAUCGACUUUAACCUAAAAUCUUGAUAUUGAAAAAUAAAUCCUUCAGGUCAAUGUUAUUUGAGAGUUGUAGCAGUGCAUUUUUCAGCAUAAUCAGUAUAAGAUCAUUAUUAGCAUAUGAGUUAUUAAAGGGAAACACUAUACUCCAUGUCCUUUAGAGUUCAUACUUCUAAGAUGUGAAUUAAAAGAGAGGAGCGAGGAGGUCAAGUGUUUUUCCUAAUUCCAGACAGUCAGGGACUUUUCAUUUGAAGUCUAAACGGCUCAUUUUGCUACUUGUGAUGAACGCCUCGCUGUAAACACACUACAACGAUGUUUCCAGCUCUUGACACAAGCUAGAAUAGUUUUUAUGAAACCAUUAUAAAACCAUUUGUAAAUAUUCAGCAGUAAGUGAAAGACCAGAUGAUCGUUGUAUUUUAACCUGUAAAUUUUAAACAUUGUACAGUAUUCAGUUUUUUUUUUGUUACAAAUGCAACGUGCUGAAUAACAGUUCAAUAUGUGUAAUGUAGAAAAUUUACGAUAUGUACAGUAACCGUAAACGUAGCAAUUUUUAAGCUGUUACAUUGGAUUGAUUUCUUCGAAACUGUAGCAAUGUCAGCACACAAAUGCAACCUUUAUUAAGAAACAUCUUUUGAUAUUUGUCGAACAAUGUUGUCUUGAUGCCUUAUUUUGAUGUACACAAAUAAAACUACAGUUCGAGUGACUUAAA